AUGGUCGUGAAAGCUGCAAAGAAACCCGCCGUUAAGGGGCCAUCAAAAAAGCAACCCUUAAGGUUUACGAUUCAGUGCUCGGCGGAAGUUGUGGACAAAGAUAUUAUUGACUUCGCAUUUUUCGAAAAGUACCUGAGGGAACACAUUAAAGUCGAUGGCAAGGUCCGAAAUCUCGGCAAAGAUGUUCAUGUGGAACGUGAAAAGUCAACCAUUCACGUUAUCGCUUCCAUUCCUUUCUCAAAAAGGUAUCUAAAGUACCUCACGAAGCGUUUUUUGAAACUUCAUAACCUUCGUGACUACCUUCAUGUCAUUGCUACAAGCAAAACCACGUACGAGUUGAAGUUCUUCAACUUCGACACCGAGGAGACUGAUGACGAAAGCUAA
Mesocestoides corti is the source of this 384-nucleotide messenger RNA. The record is from the annotation of a GenBank genome assembly. Lineage: Eukaryota; Metazoa; Platyhelminthes; Cestoda; Cyclophyllidea; Mesocestoididae.